UUUGCACUAAUAGCGUCUAUACCUAGUUGUUAAGUUCUGUCCAUACCUGUGUAAAUCUACCUUGAUAUUAUUGUAUUUUGUAUUCUACCUUUGAUUCUACUUUCUACCGUGAUAGCGAAGAGAGCCUUCAAUGAGGUGUUCAAAGUUAGUUGUCCGUAAGAAGAAAAGAUGCAAGUAGUCAUAUUUAAAUUGGGAAUCUACAGUCUUUUAAUGAAUUUACAAUGGGGCAAAAUCUAAAAAAGAAGUCAAGAAAACAUAAACAGUUAGGAGGUGUUUUGAAACGUGCAAAAUCUCCAAAAAAGAAAACCAAAUACAUUCCAGGUCAAUUUCUCAAGGACGUAAAUUGGAGCUCUGUAAACCUCUUUAAUAUCCAAAAGGACUUUUUCAAGCCUUCAAACAGCACCAAGGCCAGAUCAGCAGGAGAGGUAGAUACAUUUCUAAAAUUGAAUAACAUCACAAUCAAUAGAAAUGCUCCUAUCCUAGGUCUGGAAUUUGAAGAAGCCAUAAUAGAUGGUCGUGUUAUUGCCAGUCUCAGAAAACUUGGCUAUGAAAAACCGACUCCCAUCCAAGCUGUAGGAUGGCCUGUUGCUCUAAGUGGCUCUAAUCUGGUGGGCAUUGCUCAGACAGGAUCCGGCAAAACUCUUGGAUACCUUCUUCCAGCCCUGACUCACAUUGCAAAUCAAAAGCCGUCUGAGGCAGGUGACGGACCCAUCGUUCUUAUACUUGCACCAACGAGAGAACUGGUUCAGCAGAUUCAGAAUGUUGCAAAUCAAUUUGAUGUGAAAGCCCUUGCAGUCUUUGGAGGGAAGAAAAAGGAUGUACAGAUAAAAUUCUUACAAGAAUGCCCCCAGUUAGUGGUAGCUACUCCAGGAAGAUUACUUGACUUGUUGCAAAUGGAAGCGACCAACCUUAAGCGAACAUCAUUCGUUGUCAUUGAUGAAGCCGACCGAAUGCUGGACAUGGGGUUUGAGUAUCAGCUGAGGAAGUUAUUGAACCAAGUCAGGCCUGAUCGACAGCUAGUCAUGUGGUCAGCAACAUGGCCUCAGAGUGUUCAAAAACUGGCCAGUGAUUUCCUGGGCGAUUAUGUUCAGAUCCAUGUUGGGAACAAGGACUUAGCUGCCAAUCACAAUAUAAAACAGAUCGUUGAAGUUUGUCAGGAGUUUGAAAAGCAAGACAAAAUUGUAGAUUUACUUAAGAAGCUGGAGAUAUCUGAGGGAUUGAAAACUUUUAUUUUCUCCAACACCAAGAGGCAGGUUGAUUUUAUAUGCAGGCUGCUUAAGAAACACGAAUUCAAAGUUGGUGCUAUUCAUGGAGACAAAAGUCAGUCUAAAAGGAAUUCAAUCCUCAAAGAGUUUAGUGAUGGAUUCAUUGAAGUCCUUGUUGCUACUGAUGUUGCUGCUCGAGGGUUAGACAUAAAUGAUGUGAAACAUGUAAUUAACUACGAUUUUCCUCUCAACACGGAAGACUAUGUUCAUAGAAUUGGAAGAACUGCGCGAUAUCAAAAGCAAGGUACUGCGUUCACAUUUUUUACUCCAAAAGAACGUAGUCAAGCAGGAGCUCUCAUAAAAAUAUUAGAGGAAGCAAAACAGACCGUCAGACCUGAGCUGAAGUCUCUCUCAAAGAAUGCAGGUGAAAAUAUCAACAGUGGCUGUGAGGAAAGGUUUGGAAGUCGCUCAUUCUUCAGCAUAGGAGAAUAACAACGCAGGCAGCCCUUAAAAUAAAGAUUUCAGUGAUAGUCAAAACUGUGAUACUGGUGUAUGAGAAGUCUUAAAGUACUUCGGGAGCGGAUAUAUUCAACAGGAUUGCCACAGUCAGGGAAUACUGGAAGAACCGUGGAAUGUCAGGAAAUUUCAAAAAGUCAGGGAAAACAUGGAAAUGUCAGGGAAAGUGUCGAAAGUGUUAGGGAAAAAUUUUUAAUUCUUCUUUAUUCGCUUUCUAGAAUGAAUUUGACGCCCAGUACAAAAAAUAUUGCCUGGAAACAAUUUCAAAUUAUGUAUUUUUAGCCACAUGGCAUAUCUACAAUUGUCAGGGAAUUUUACUCAAAUGUGUCUGGAAAAUCAAGGAAUUUCAUUUUCUAAAUUGUGUGGCAACCCUUAUUCAAAUCCAACAAUGAUCGAUUGUGGAUAAACUUAUACUUUCGUUGCUUUUGCAUAUUAGUAAAGACAUGGUGUGCUACAUCGCUACAUCAUGAUCAAAUGACCAGGUGUGAGGUCAAGUUUACACAGUUGCCAUAUUUGGCAUACUAUAACACACCUCAUUAAUUGAGGAUAGGAGUGAGAGCGUAGAUUUAAAAGAACAUAUGUUAGCGGACAAACCCGAUUUUAGGACAAACUAGAAUUUCCUAGGACAAACUCGUUUGCCGGAAGAAAUCUUGUUCGGCCUAAGCACCUAGGAUAAAGUAGUUUGGCCUAGGCCGGAACUAGUUUGUCCAGAGCAAUUUAGUAUAAACUAGUUUGUCCUAGGCCAGAGUAGUUUGUCCUAGGUGCUUUAGGAAAAAUCUAGAGUUAUAAUUUUAUUUUUUUCAAUAUGGUUAGACGGGGUAAAGUAAGGAAAUGAUAGGAAGAUUAUUUUAAAUUCUUCAAUGUAAAUUUAUUGCUUUAAUUUUUAGUUUAUCCCUAUUGUUUUGUACAUUUUAAUGAGUUACUUUAAAUAUUCUUGAUAUUUGAUUUUUAAGUUUGAUCAUCAGCAGCUUUUCUUCGUCAAUAGUAGCAGCAUCUAUCUCAGCACCUGGAAAAAAAAAUACGAAAAAUGAAAGGCACAAUGUCUAAUAUAAUUCAUCUAAGAAUAAUGUGUCCUCAAUUGGCUUGACUUUUCAAUUAGAGCCCCCCCCCUCCCCCUCCCCAGCCCCAGAUAGUGAAACUCACCUAUUUAUUGUUGCAUAAUAAGCUGCUGUGACAUUUUGAAUUGCAGAGAAUUCCUUGCCUCCGGCACUAUCAUGUGAUUGUUUGGAAGAAAACUUCACGUUUUAACGACUUCGCACGUAAAAAAGCAUUGCACGACACGACUAUACAUUCAUAACGACUAAAUUUAUAAAUGAAAGAAAGUAAUUAAAUUGAAUACGGCAUUAAUAACAACACAAAGUAAUGUCGCGAAUGAACAUUAACGUGCUCCUUAUCACUGCUCAGCAUGGACUGGUGAUCACUGCUCAGCAUGGACUGGUGAUCACUGCUCAGCGUGGACUGGUGUUUUGAUUGAGACUCUUAUCGAAAGUUAAUUCGAUAGAUAAGUACCAAUUUCUGCGAUAGAAUCGAUAGCCGAACGUUUCUUCAAAAUCCUAGGCCGGACUAGUUCCACCUAGGCCAAACUAGCUCGUCCGAACGGGUUCGGCCUAAGCCGGAACUAGUUUUGCCUACGUGUUUUUGGAAAAACUAGUUCGGCCGAGGCCCAAACUAGUUUCGCCUACGUGCUGUAGGAUAAACUAAUUUGGCCUAGGAAAUUCUAGUAGGGCCCGCGGUAACUAGGCCAAACUAGUUCGUCCUAGGAAAUUCUAGUUUGUCCUGAAAUCGGGUUUGUCCGCUAACACAUGUGUUUAUACUCGGCUCCUUAAAUUGUCAAUGCAUGUUCAGAAGGAUAUUUUACAAAGUAACAAGUUUACAUUUUUAUGAAGUAUACAUCAAUAAAGGUAAUAUUCAUUAAGUCCAUGCAAUUUUUUCAAAAGAAUGCCGUUUCCUCCAAAAAGGAAUGCCAUACGAAUGGAAAAAUCUAGAGCAGCGUAUUUCGCACUCAUUUGUUCUGUACUUCCUAAAAACUUAGGUUGUUUAGAUAUAUGGGACUUUUUGUGAGAAGUUGCUAAUUUCUUAGGUUGAGAGAUUCUCGAAAUUUAGAAACUAAGUUUUUCCAAAAAAUUUAGUGAAAAUGUCAGCUAUUUGAUCUCUUGAUAUUUUAUGGAUUUUAAUUAAUCUUUUUUGGCAUAGUCUUGUACAAAAUGAGUAGCUACAUCAAUACAUUUAGAGUUUUAACAAAUUUACUUUUAUUGUCUAAUUCAAUAGCACCUGUUUUGUCCUUGUAAAUGUUAGUUGAAAUGCUUUUAAUAUAUAAUUCAGACAGGA
Bemisia tabaci is the source of this 4049-nucleotide messenger RNA. RefSeq names its product ATP-dependent RNA helicase p62. The record is from RefSeq and is a predicted model, not a curated record. Lineage: Eukaryota; Metazoa; Arthropoda; Insecta; Hemiptera; Aleyrodidae. Gene Ontology annotation, molecular function: RNA helicase activity; nucleic acid binding; ATP binding.